GAUUGUAACCAUUUCAUUGAUAAAUGAUCGCUGUUCAAGUUAAUCAAAUUUUCUCAGUUCUCAAAAACUUAAACUAUGUUUUUCCAAUCGAUCAUAAGUUUAUCAUUAUUAAUUGUUGUCCAAGUUAAUUGUCAUUAUAAUCAUUUAGAUCCAUUUUUAAAUAGUGUCCACGAAAUUAUCGUUCGUACCAACAAGGGAAUUCAUUACGUUGAAUAUUUCGCAGCCAAAUAUGGACCAAUAGAGGUUCGAGAGGUUCCUAAUUUUGACGAUACUUAUUCACUGUUAAUUCCUGCAGCUAAUAAAUAUACUCGAAGUCUCGAUAUAAUUAAAGAUUUAGCCGCUGAUGAGGGAAUUGAAUUUACCGAACCACAGAUUCCAUUAGAAAGAUAUAAACGAGGUUCAUUAACAAUUAAUUCAUCUUUAACUUCAUCUCAAAAGACAAUUAAUCAUAAAGAGAAUCAUGUUGUUGUUAAUCGGAAUGUUGAUUAUCUUAAUCAUGAUAAUCUUUAUCAUCAUGAGGUUAAUGCGAAUGAUGAGGAUCAAUUGACAGAGAAAAUUUUAGGAAUGAGACAAAUGGAACCAGUCCCAUUGUUUAGUGAUACUCGAAGUGCGGAAACAGUUCAACCGAUUCCGGAAGUUGGUAAUCCAGUUAAGAAGGCGGCAUUAAGGUUUAACGAUAAACUUUUCAUGGCUCAAUGGUAUAUCACCAAUGAGAUUAACAGUGUAGCCCGAAGUCAUAAAAUAAUGGAGGCUUGGUCACAUGGAUACACUGGCAAGGGGAUUACGGUUGCGAUUCUUGAUGAUGGUCUUGAACACACUCACAGUGAUUUGAAGCCAAAUUAUAAUCCGAUGGCAAGUUAUGAUUUUAACGAUGAAGAUUUUGAUCCAAGUCCACGGGUGGGAACUGACAAUGGUCAUGGGACACGAUGUGCUGGUGAAAUCGCAAUGAGCGCGAAUAAUUUUCUCUGCGGUGUUGGAAUAGCUUUUAAUGCUAAAAUUGCUGGCAUCAAAUUGUUGGAUGGUACGAUAACCGAUGCCAUUGAGGGUCGGAGUUUGGCCUACAAAUAUCAGUUUGUUGAUAUUUACAGUGCAUCUUGGGGUCCAGCCGAUAAUGGGGAAACUGUUGAAGGACCAAAAAGAUUGGCCCAAGAAGCUUUACUUCGAGGUGUUACUUAUGGUCGCCGUGGUCGUGGGUCAAUUUAUGUUUGGGCUUCGGGAAAUGGUGGUAAUAAUGAUGAUAAUUGUAACUGUGAUGGUUAUGCCAGUUCAAUUUAUACAAUGUCCAUCGGAAGUGUAACACAAAAUGGAUCUUUUCCUUGGUAUGGUGAGAGAUGUGGAUCAACAAUAGCGGUGACCUAUUCGAGUGGUGGUAAAGGUGAAGGUAAAGUCGCAACAACGGACAUUGGUAAUUCUUGUACACAAGAUCACACAGGGACUUCGGCUGCUGCACCAAUAGCGGCGGGAAUUAUGGCUCUCUAUUGGAAUCAAAGUAAUCCCAAUCUUAAUUGGCGAGAUGUUCAACAUUUAGUUGUUUGGACUUCACAAGUUUACGCCUUAAGAGCUAAUCCAGGGUGGAAACGGAACGGAGCUGGACUUUUGUACAAUGAUCGCUUUGGAUAUGGUCUUUUGGACGCUGAUUUAUUAACUCGAUGGUCCAAGGGAUGGCCAACGGUUCCUCCACAGCGAUUCUGUAAUGUUGGACUUCAAUUGAAAGAGCCUUUGAAAAUCUCCAGUGAAUCUAAACUUCGGGUGGCUUUUAAUGUCAGCGGAUGUCGAGGUUCAAUUGGUGAAGUUAAUUUUGUUGAACACGUACAAUUAAUGGCGACCAUUGAUUAUCCAUUGAGAGGAGCACUUGAAAUUGAAUUGUUUUCACCGUCAAAUACCAGUUCAAUCUUAUUGGGCUCAAGACGGAAGGAUAAAUCAUCGGAAGGUUUUCAGAAUUGGCUUUUCACUUCAGUCCACUUUUGGGCAGAAAGACCAUACGGUUAUUGGACACUGGAAAUCAGAGAUAAUCAACCAAAGAAACGAUCAGGAACCAUAACAAAAUUAUCUCUCUUUGUAUUUGGUACCAGAGAGAAACCUUACCACAUGAAUCGUAAACGACACUAUGAUAAUAUUGGAGAAUCCAAUUCAUUUGAAGAAAACAAUUCCAUCAACUAAAUAGAAAACCCAAAAUCUAAUUAAAAUACAAAAUUGAAAACGAAAAACAAAAACAAAUCAAAUAAUCAAAAUAAAGUCACAAAAGAAAAAAUAAAUAAACAAAACCCAAGAAAAGGAGCAAAACAAAAACAAAAACAAAGACAAUUACAAAAAUAUUCACUAAACAGGGAAAACAUCAAUUCAAACUUGUAACUUACCUUUUCCAUAAUAAAAAAGAAACAAAAAAAAACUCCAAUCAAUUGCCAACAAUUAAGAAACAAUUAAUGAGCAAAAAAUGAACAUCGAUCAAAACUCAAAUGUUAAAAGAAAAACAAAACCAUAGAUUCAAACGCCGCGCCGGUCGAUCGCCAUUCGCGUAACCAUGGCAACCAUAUAGGGUAGUCGAUCCUUGGAAAGCUGAACCUUGAGGAUCAUCCACUAAUUUCAUUGUGUCCUCAUCAUCACUGCUAAAUUUUGUCUUUGUCCCUUGAUUUAGUUUUAAUUGGAAACAAUUAAAUUUAAGUUUUUCUUUUCUUUUAUAA
Panonychus citri (citrus red mite) is the source of this 2681-nucleotide messenger RNA. RefSeq names its product neuroendocrine convertase 1-like. The record is from RefSeq and is a predicted model, not a curated record. The transcript has 10 exons. Gene Ontology annotation, cellular component: trans-Golgi network; Golgi membrane. Gene Ontology annotation, molecular function: serine-type endopeptidase activity. NCBI's taxonomy places the organism in Eukaryota, Metazoa, Arthropoda, Arachnida, Trombidiformes, Tetranychidae. The coding region runs from base 76 to 2160 and encodes 694 amino acids. Gene Ontology annotation, biological process: protein processing.